UGUGAGGGGCGCAGAGAAGACUGCUAGGAAGAGUACUAAAGGGACAAAGAACCGCUGGUUCACGUCCCAUCAUCUCCAAAAGUGUUGGAAACCUCAACGUCUGCGUCUUGGAAAGUGUGCACCGUUUUUACUUCGUCUAUCAAAAUCACUGUUCUUUCCUCCCUCGUCCUGCAUCAUGCUGCGCCCGGUUGCCAUCCACUGUCUGUUUUCCACCUUGCUGUGUAUGUGGACGCUGUGCAACGCCCAGUCAGACUCCAGCCCCCCUGCGAUCCAGCUACGACUAGCCGGGGAGAAGCGGAAACACUACGAGGGCCGGGUGGAGGUUUUCUACAAUGGAGAGUGGGGGACAGUGUGCGAUGACGACUUCUCCAUAUCCGCUGCCCAAGUGGUGUGCAGAGAGCUCGGCUUCAUGAAUGCCGAGUCCUGGCUGCCCUCGGCCAAGUACGGAAAAGGAGAAGGUCGUAUCUGGUUAGACAAUGUGCACUGCUCUGGUGGUGAGAAGAGCCUGGCUCAGUGUCACUCCAAUGGCUUUGGAGUGUCGGACUGCAAACAUUCAGAAGAUGUCGGAGUGGUCUGCACCCAGAAGCGCAUUGCAGGCUUCAAGUUCAUCCUGAACCAGGCCAGCAGCGAAGAGGGUUUGUCGGUGCAGGUGGAGGAUGUGAGGCUCAGGGCCACUUACUCUCAGAGGAAAAGGAUUCCCAUCACGGAGGGCUUUUUGGAGGUGAAAGACGGAGGCAAGUGGAGACAGAUCUGUAACGAGGAGUGGACUGAGAAGAACAGCAGAGUCAUCUGUGGCAUGUACGGCUUCCCCGGGGAGAAACGCGUCAACACCCGACCUUAUAAAUUGCUGGCCAAGCGUCGUAAGAAGAACUACUGGGGUUUCUCUGUAAACUGCACAGGCAACGAGGCCGACCUGACAGAUUGUAAGAUGGGCAGAGAGAUACAGUUGAAGGGAAACAGCACCUGUGAGGAGGGCAUGCCUGUAGUGGUCAGCUGUGUGCCUGGACGUGCCUUUGCUCCCAGCGUCAGUGCCGGCUACAGGAAGGCCUACCGCGUUGAGCAACCCUUGGUGCGUCUAAGAGGCGGAGCUAUGAUUGGCGAGGGGCGAGUGGAGGUGUUGAAGAAUGGGGAGUGGGGUACAGUGUGUGACGACAACUGGAACAUUCGAGCUGCCUCCGUGGUGUGUCGAGAGCUGGGCUUCGGUAGUGCCAAAGAGGCCUUGACUGGCGCCCGACUUGGACAAGGAAUCGGGAUGGUCCACAUGAACGAGGUGGAGUGCUCUGGCUUUGAGAAGUCACUGACUGAGUGCUACUUCAACGGUGACGCGUUGGGCUGCAGCCAUGAGGAAGACGCAGCACUCAGGUGUAAUGUUCCCGCCAUGGGCUUCCACAAAAGACUCCGGUUAAAUGGCGGCCGCAAUGCCUUUGAGGGCCGUGUGGAGGUUCUGGCAGAGAGGAACAGCUCUAUGGUGUGGGGCUCAGUGUGCAGUGACAGCUGGGGGACUAUGGAGGCCAUGGUCGUGUGCAGACAGCUCGGCUUGGGCUUUGCCAGUCAUGCUUUCCAGGAAACAUGGUACUGGGAAGGAGAUUCCUCAGCUGACGUAGUCUUGAUGAGUGGAGUGCGGUGUUCAGGAACUGAGCUUACUCUGGAUCAGUGUCUACAUCACGGGAAACACGUUCACUGUCCCAAAGGAGGUGGACGCUUUGCUGCGGGGGUCUCCUGUACUCAGAUGGCCCCAGACCUGGUCCUCAGCACCCAGGCUGUGGAGCAGACCACCUACCUGGAGGACAGACCCAUGUACGCGUUGCAGUGUGCCCACGAGGAGCACUGUCUGUCCGAAAGUGCUGACACAGCUGACCCCAACUCCCACCGCCGCCUUCUCCGCUUCUCCUCCCAGAUCCACAACAACGGCCAGUCAGACUUCAGGCCACGGGCGGCACACCACUCCUGGGUUUGGCAUGAGUGUCACAGACAUUACCACAGUAUGGAGGUUUUCACCCACUAUGACCUGUUGAGUCUAAAUGGCACUAAAGUUGCAGAGGGACACAAAGCCAGCUUCUGUCUGGAGGACACUCACUGUGACGAGGGAAUCGAGAAGAAGUAUGCAUGUGCAAACUUCGGGGCACAAGGCAUCACAUUGGGCUGCUGGGAUACCUACAGGCACGACAUCGACUGUCAGUGGAUUGACAUCACAGAUGUGAAGCCCGGCGACUACAUCUUCCAGGUUGUGAUAAACCCUAACUAUGAGGUUGCAGAAUCAGAUUACACCAACAACAUUAUGAGGUGCCGCUCCCGGUACGACGGACAACGCAUGUGGACAUACAACUGUCAUAUAGGUGGCUCAAUGAGUUCAGAAACAGAGGAGACAUUCCCUGGACUGUUGACCAACCAGGUCUCCCAUCGGUAGACCAAAGGUAGACCAAGCAGAUUGACAUUAGGGAAUCAUAUAUUGAUAUUCGACAACCACUAGAGGGAGCUGUGCUGUUUUGCUUCCUUGGAGCCGUGCUGGUUUGUUUUUGGUCUCAGGGCUCAACCGGUACAACGGACAACGAUUCAAUGAGAAAAUGAACUGCUUUGCUUAUCUAUUAAUAACCACAUUCAGCUGUACAAAAAAAAUGUCCUUAUCUUUUAAUGUUGUAGUGCCUUUGCCAUCAGUGAAAUGUAGAUUUCGACCUGGUGCUUACUGGGAGAGAUGUCAGGGAAGGAUGCAGCCACAUAAUUUAUUAAAUUAACUGUGCCAACAGUUGUUUUUCAAAGCCAAAGUUUGGGAAAAGCCUGAAACCAACAUCCAUUAGAUGACACCUUUCACCCCUAUGUUGUGUUUGCUUAGGAUGGAUGAAACGAGUGUACUGGAACCUGGUGCUACAACUGAAUCUUGCACUGUAUGUUUCCCACCCAAAACAGAUGAAUCCACAGUAUUGGAUGGUUAAAGGCUUUAACUCGAAACUGAGAACAAAUACAGUACACGAUUAUAAUUACUGUAGAGCAACAUGGCAAACAAUGAAACUGACAAAUAAUUGAUGACAACUUGUAACCCAAACUGUAAUUUAGGCCUAAAUUUUGAUUUAUUUUCACAUUUUCUGUCAUGGCUCCUUUAGUUCUGAACACGGUAAAUUGUAUUGGAUUUGUUUCCUGCAGUGUUUCUGUCAACUUGUAAACAUUUUCACUCAUAAAUUGUUAGAAUUAAGCAUAAAUAGGCUUUUUUUUUUUUUUUUCUAUCAGGAUUUUGUGUUCCACAUACUUGAGGUCGCUUUUGAAAAUGUUUUAUUUAUUGAGUUUUUUUGUCUUGGUUGUUUGAGUCGACACAUUUUCAUCUUCAUGAUCUUUGCAUCCCCAUAGCUUAUUUCUCAAUGUCUGAGUUUUGUUACAUUAUUCUCGUCAGGGACCGUGAUAACAUUGUGGACGACCAUACUGAAAAAGCUACAAAUGUAUGUGAAAAUGCCUCUUCAUUGUUUUGUGAAUUAAGGUUUUUUUUUUUUAUUUUUAUUUUAAAAGAGUACUUGUUGCUUGCUGCCUGACUGGUUAUAUUUUAUAUGAAAGGGUGAAUGUGGAAAAGAAUUUUUACAUUUUUAAAAUAAAUAUUGGUGAAUGCAGAUCCAAAUCUAAAUGAUGAAACUUUUUUAUAAAUUCUUAGUGUAUAGAAAUAGAACCUCGUAUGCAAAUUAAGAGACGCGUUGCGGAAUGUGACAUUCAAGUCUUGUAUAUUUAACAGUUAACAGCUAUCCCAAGUUUAGUGUUCUGCUCACUAGCAAUCAGAUCACUGUGGCAGCUAUAGUUGGACAAACAUUAAGUUAACUCCGUAGCAAACUCCACAAUUCUGCCUGCGUACUCUUAAAAUUGCUUAGAACUUCCUUUGUCACUUGUGUUCAUCCGUUCACCUGUUUAAGCCGACAGUGUUUGCGAUUCCCUUCAAUAUCGCUGCCCUCUUGUGCCUCGUCCCUGCAUCCCCAGGGCUCUGGUCACCAUCCGCUUGGCAACAGCACAGUCUGUCCGAGGACGCUCCUUUACUGGCUGGAUAGACUCUGGAAGAUGGCAUAGAAACAACCAUCUGAUCCACAUUGUCCAGUGUUGAAACAAAAGAUGAUACUAUAUACCACAGAAGGGCUGUGUUAUUUAUUCCAAGUAGCUCUGGGGCUUAUACAUGUUCGAUGAAUCACCUACCUGCUCGUCUGCUGGCCUUUCCUUUGGCUUUUAUACUCGCUUCAUUCAACGCUCUUGCCUUCAGCAGUGGAUGGCAAAUGGAGAGUGCCUGGAUUGCUGCACAUGGCAUUGCUAUAUGUCAGUACAAUCUUUUAACCUCAGCACGACAUUCAUUGUGCAGCGAGGACUCCAUACCUGCCGUCUCGUUGGAGAAAACCCCCAGGGCAUGUGUGUCGUCAACCCACUCGAUCUUCAUUCCACCAUCACUGUGACAGACAGGAAAGCAGAGGUUUGUAGAACAAUUGUCUGAGAUGUUAAAAUAGCUUACAUUGGACGUACAGGAAUAUAUCUAAAGCCACAGUUGAAUAAACUUAAACCCCAGCAGCCUCAUGAACUAGAAUAGAAAAGCUGACGGAGACAGAUUUAGGAUCUAAACUCUCUGCUCGUACCUGUGGUCUGUAAAAGCAUCCAGGAGGUCAUCUGUCUUGAAACAAACUGGGAAGUCAUAGAUCUCGAUGACGUGGCAAAACCUUUCCAGGCUGUAACCCACAUUCUCAUAAAAGGAGUAGUCAUUGUGAACGUGCUCAAUGGAAAUGGUCUCCGGCUCUUUCAGACGUGUCUUGAUCUGAUAGGACAAACACAAACAAAUAUGACAAUUUAUGAUGCUAAUGUGGCCUCAACUUUAAAGAGUUUAAUGUAAACGUUAAACCAAAGAACAAAAAGUACAGAGCAAUGACAUGAUGCUAAUAUUAAUAUAUAUGUAUGUCAGUAAAAUGGAUAAAGUAAGUAAGAAAAACAGCAAAAGCAGGCGUACCUCUUCAGUUACAUCGUCUGUGUCUGUGCAUACGUCUCCCUCGCCCUUCUCAUC
Molecule: messenger RNA, 5008 nt
Organism: Anarrhichthys ocellatus (wolf-eel)
Lineage: Eukaryota; Metazoa; Chordata; Actinopteri; Perciformes; Anarhichadidae
Product: lysyl oxidase homolog 2A-like
Exons: 14
Coding region: 176-2407 (743 amino acids)
Biological process (GO): collagen fibril organization; peptidyl-lysine oxidation
Cellular component (GO): membrane
Molecular function (GO): copper ion binding; protein-lysine 6-oxidase activity
Source: RefSeq, a predicted model, not a curated record